AAAUGAAAGACCAGUCCAUUUGAAGGCCAAACCGUGUAAUUAUUUGGAUAUUUAUUACCCAGCCCGGUUGAUUAAGCGCUCCCUCGCCGCCACUAGAUUCUUGAUUUCAUGUCUACAAAGUUUCUUGCAGCAACAACAGUGACAACGAUAGACAAACAAAUAUUCUAUCAGUGACAUAAUUUGGAUUUGAAGAAGUAAGAGUGUAAGACCAGUGAAUCUAACUCCUUUUCUCCAAUGUUAUUUUGUGGUAUUAUUUGAAUACUAUACUGGUUUGUUUGUUUUGUUUUUUUUGGUCUCUAUAGUAUCAAGAAAGUCUCAAUUUCAUUUUUUUUUUUUUAACUAAAAGAAUGAUGAGAGGUGUCAAAGUUAGCACCUUUAUACAUGCUAUUAGCUUCUGUAAAAGAUAUAGUCACUUUGAAUCCAAACCCCAUUUGCGUUUUGGUUCUUUAGACUCACCAGUUAAAGCUAGUGUUGGAAUUUUCUGGGAUUUGGAUAACAAACCGCCUAAGUCUUUUCCACCAUUUGAUGCUGCCACAAAGUUAAAGAAAGCAGCUGGGGAGUUUGGGGCAGUGAGAUUUACAGUAGCUUAUGCUAAUCGACACGCGUUUAGUUAUGUUCCUCCUUUAGUUAGACAGCAAAGAAAAGAACAAAAAACGUUGAAUUCGUUGGAAAAUCGUGGGGUUGUUAAGGUAGAGGACCCUUAUAUAUGUAGAGUUUGUGGGAGGAGAUUUUAUAGUAAUGAGAAGCUUGUUAAUCAUUUUAAGCAAAUUCACGAACGUGAGCAUACGAAAAGGAUGAAUCAGAUAGAUUCGUCUAGAGGGAAAAUGAGGGUGAAGUUGGUGGCUAAGUAUGCAAUGAAGAUGGAUAAGUAUAAGUAUGCUGUUAAGGAUGUUUUGACUCCGAAAGUUGGGUAUGGUUUGGCGGAUGAAUUAAAACGAGCGGGUUUUUGGGUUAGGACUGUGUCGGAUAAGCCACAAGCUGCUGAUAUCGCGUUGAGGAAUCAUCUAGUUGAUGUAAUGGAUAAGAGGAUGGUGGAUUAUGUGGUUCUUGUGUCUGAUGAUUCUGAUUUUGUGGAAGUGUUGAAGGAGGCGAGGUUGAGGUGUUUGAAGACCGUGGUUGUUGGUGAUACCAAUGACGGUACUCUUAAGAGGACAGCUGAUGCUGCUUUCUCGUGGCAGGAGAUCAUGAUGGGAAAGGCCAAGAAAGAAGCUGUAUCGGUUGUUGGCCGGUGGAAGGACCGAGAUGUUCUGAAGAGAUUGGAGUGGACCUAUGAUCCAGAGAUAGAGAAAAAGACGUAUUACUCUGAAGUUGAGAGUGAUGAUUCUGAUGGAUUCUUUUCUGGGGAAGAUGAUAAAGAGGAUGUUGGUGCUUCUGUCUUGAAGGAAGAUGGUGGUGCAUGGUGGAAGCUGGACUCUCGUUCAGGACAUGAUUGAUGCAGCAGCUGAUUGCCGGCUUCAGCUUCAUUCUUAUAAAAAGGAGAUAUGAACUGGUGAUUCCACUAAAAUUUCCAUGCUCAGAAGGCUUUUCUAAAGUUGAGGCCAACACUGCUGUAAGUUCUUAGUGAAGGAUGGAAAGAGAUGCUGGAAUACCUUUUUAAGUAACUUAGCUGCCAACAUUACUGUGUUUUUUUAAACUAUUAUAGAAGCGUGGGUUUAGCAUAGGAUCGACAUGUUUGCUUCAAUUAGCAGAUGGCAUUUUAGUCAUUGUUUUUCUUGAGCUUUUCCAUACGUGGCCACUCCAUGCUCCCUCCAUUCCAGGUGGCUUUUACUACAAAAAACAUAUCAUCAGUCCAGAACAUUCAAUUGUUUCAUCUCUUGUUUCUUCAUUCCUCUCAGAAACCCUCCUCUUUCAAUUUUUGUGCAAAUCUUCAUCUUCUUUACUUUCCUUGGUUUUUUGGGUUCUCUUCAGAGUUCCAAUUUCAUAGCUAUCAUUGUUCAGUCUUUUGGAACUCCAGCUUUGCUCCAUCAAGGUAAUUGCAUACUGCUAUCUAUUUUGUCUUGGUCAUUCUUUAUUUUUAUCACGUAAUUGUUAUUGUAUUUUGGGUGGUCAUAUGACUUGUGGUUGUAAAUUAUAGAUGUGACUGUGUUAUUAAUAAGCAAAGAAUCCUUAUUAUGCAGUAACGAUCUAUGUUUGAGAAUUUUCUGUGCAUUUAAAACGUGUGAAGUGUUUUGUGUUGUCUGCAGAGGAGAUACGCAGGGCCUGUUAUCACAAGGAUUCGGAACAAGUGGCUGGGUUGGAAAGCAUAAUAGCUAAGCCAGGAAUUCUAGAUAGAUGAGCUAGCAACUUUAUCGGAUUCGCGUGCUCCUUCCAUCACUAGGAUCCAUACAGUGAGAAGGAUGUAUUAGCAAGGAGGGCGAAAAUGUUGCAACUGGAAAGGAAUCAAAUGCUCGAGUUCAGGUCAUGUUGUAGUUGUGGAUCUCCGGAAUCCUAAUCCGGAUGAAGUCCUAAUCAAUGUUAAUAAGGAACUUGUUCCAGUUACUAACAACACAUCCAAUUUUGCUCUUAAAGGUACUAUAUCUCCAUUUCUCUUCACUCUUAACCAUAUGCAACAUCUCGACCUGAGUUUCAACAACUUCAUGCUCUCAAAACUACCUACUGAGAUAUCAAACUUAACAAAGUUGACUUAUCUCAAUCUGUCGAAUGCCAUGUUUCAAGAUUCAAUCACCACGCAAUUCUCAAACCUUACAUCUCUAAGGACUCUUGAUCUUUCAUGUGCUAAUUUAGUAGUCAAUUUGUCUUCUAUUUCUAUUAGCUUGACAUUACCACCAAAGUUGGAUUUUGGCUCAAUGUCAUCUUUUAUCAGAUAUGGUCGGCUAUCCAGUCCAAAUCUGAGGUGGUUAGAAGGGUUCCCAGGUCUCAGAUAUCUAGUAUUGACAGGUGUUGAUCUAUCAAAGGCAUCCGAAUCAUUUGUUUGGGCUAAACCAAUAUCAAGUCUUUCAAAUCUCGUGUCACUUCAAUUGUCCUACUGCAACAUUUCAGGAAGAAUUCCGAUAGGGAAAUUAUUAACCUUACUAAUCUUUCUAUUCUAGAAAUGGGUUCUAACGUUCUAACAUCUCCGAUACCUGAUUUGCUAUGGAACCUCACACGUCUCUCAGCUCUUGAUUUUAGUGGCAAUGAUUUAGAUGGUCAUAUCCCUUACCUUCCUCAACUUGAAAAACUUUCUGUUUCUAGCAAUCCUGCUAUGAGCAUAGAUCUUGUUUCAAUGUUUUCAGCUCCAUGGUCAAAGUUGACAUUUCUUGACAUAGGCUUCACUCGGGUAGGUGGAACGAUUCCUCCUUCUUUAAGCAACUCAACUUCAUUAACCUUUUUCCGAGCUGAUGGAUGCUUGAUCCAAGGGUCGAUACCUUCUUCAGUUACAAAACUUAAGAAAUUAAGUAUACUGUUGCUAAAUGAUAACAAUAUCACAGGCCAACUUCCUGUAUCCAUGCCCAGUUUAAUAAGCCUUCAAUACUUAUCUCUGUUCCAGAAUAGUUUAAAAGGGUCUGUUCCAAUUUCGAUCUGUCAAAUCCACUCCCUGAAGUACUUGAAUUUAGAAUGGAAUGAGCUAACAGGACGUCUUCCCUCGUGCAUACUUCAGCUUCCUAAGCUUUCAUAUCUUUAUGUUCAGAAGAAUAACCUGAAUGGGAAUAUGCCACUGUCUUUGUUCCAGAAGUCAAGAUUGAAUCAAAUUAGUUUAGGAGCUAGCGGAUUGUCAUUGGAAAUUGACGACCAAGAUCAACACUCUGCGCAAACUUUCCAGCCCACAAUGUUGGAAUUUAGGUCUUGCAACAUGAGAGGAGAAAUCCCACAGUUCUUUUCAAAUUUGACGAGCCUCAUUAUUUUAAAUUUGGCUAACAACAGUUUAUCAGGAGCAAAACCAUACUGGUUGUUCAAUCUCCCUGCCCUCUCUGUACUGGACUUAUGUGUGAAUAACUUCAAGGGAGUUAUACCUCCGGUGAUUCAACUGAAAUCUUCUCCUUAUCCAACAAUAAUAAAUUUAGCCAGAAACAAACUUCAUGGUUCUAUCCCUUCUCAGCUCGAGAAUGUUAAUGUCAUCGAUUUGUCACUUAACAAUUUCGUAGGCUCAAUUCCAACA
This is a messenger RNA of Lycium barbarum (goji berry), 4075 nucleotides long. Its product is annotated as leucine-rich repeat receptor-like serine/threonine-protein kinase SKM1. The transcript has 4 exons. The coding region runs from base 348 to 1433 and encodes 361 amino acids. Gene Ontology annotation, molecular function: RNA nuclease activity; protein binding. The record is from RefSeq and is a predicted model, not a curated record. Lineage: Eukaryota; Viridiplantae; Streptophyta; Magnoliopsida; Solanales; Solanaceae.